AUGGAGGGCGAGAUGGAUGUCGAUGCGCCUGAACAACGGGGCACAAAGCGCCCAGUAGACGAAACAAAUCUGUCUGGGCCUCCUAAACCGAAGCGAAUCAAGGCCCUCGAUCCCGAUGUGGUCAACAAAAUUGCAGCUGGAGAGAUUAUUGUUGCGCCCAUGCAUGCACUGAAGGAGCUGAUUGAAAACUCUGUUGAUGCGGGAUCUACGUCGAUCGAGGUUCUCGUAAAGGAUGGUGGGCUGAAGCUUCUCCAAAUUACGGAUAAUGGACACGGCAUUGAUCGUGAUGACCUUCCUAUCCUCUGCGAGCGAUUUACGACGUCCAAACUUAAGGAAUUCGAGGACCUCACAUCUAUCGGGACAUACGGUUUUCGUGGCGAAGCGCUGGCAAGCAUCAGUCAUAUUGCCCACUUGACGGUCACAACAAAGACGGCCGGCUCGAGCUGUGCCUGGAGAGCCCAUUAUGGCGAUGGCAAGCUGGUCCCGGCGAAACCAGGCCAGCCUGCUGCACCGAAAGCUACUGCUGGACGUGGAGGGACACAAAUAACCGUGGAAGAUCUAUUCUACAAUGUCCCUACUCGCCGUCGCGCCUUUCGCUCGGCAAGUGAAGAAUAUGCCAAAAUCCUGGACGUCGUGGGUAGAUAUGCGGUCCAUUGCGCUGGUGUCGCGUUCUCGUGCCGUAAGCAUGGCGAUUCAGGGGUCAGCGUCUCGACUCCGUCAAGUGCCAAUACAAUUGACCGGAUUCGCCAAAUCCAUGGUAGCGCGGUCGCCAACGAGUUGGUCGACUUCAAGAGCUCUGAUGAUAAACUUGGCUUUCGUGCCUCGGGUCUGGCAACAAACGCCAACUAUCAUGUCAAAAAGACCACAAUCCUGCUCUUCAUUAACCACCGUGCGGUUGAAUCGACUGCUAUCAAACGAGCCGUGGAACAAACAUACUCCGCCUUCCUGCCCAAAGGCGGCCAUCCGUUCAUCUAUCUCGACCUUGAGAUCGAGCCCAACCGAGUGGAUGUCAAUGUUCACCCGACGAAGAGGGAGGUCAACUUUUUGAACGAAGAUGAGAUCAUCGAGAUGGUCUGCGACGAGAUCAGAUCUAAGCUAGCUCAAGUUGACUCUAGUCGUACCUUCCUCACGCAAAGUCUUCUUCCGGGCGUACAAACCAUCGAAACCCUUCAACCAUCAUCCAAAGAUGGCGCCACAGACGGGAAAGGAGCAGCUACCCCCAAGACCCCUGCACCAACCAAGCGCCCAUACGAAAACAAUCUGGUUCGAACGGACUCCAAAAUCCGCAAAAUCACCUCUAUGCUCACUCCCGCCCCCAUCCACUCUCCCUCUGGCCCGGGUAUUCCUGCUGAACCUGGCCUCCCACCGCCUCCCAUACAAGAUGAUGGGCUGCAGUACGAAAUCACAGAUCGCCAGCCACUCCGCAUCGCCCUAACAUCCAUUAAAAAUCUCCGCAGCGCCGUGCGCGCCGACAUGCAUAACACAUUAACUGAAAUGUUUGCAUCACAUACAUACGUCGGCCUGGUGGACGAGCGACGCCGGCUCGUCGCCAUCCAGUCCGGCGUGAAACUCUACCUGGUAGACUACGGGCUCGCCUGCAAUGAGUUCUUCUAUCAAGUCGGACUAACAGAUUUUGGAAACUUUGGCGUGAUCAAGCUAGAUCCACCGCCCAAGCUGGUCGAUCUACUCCAAAUUGCAGUCGACGCUGAAAAAGAGGAACAAGCGGAUGGGAAUAACCCGGAAGCAGCGAGCAUUCUGGCUAAUGCCGCGGAGCUAAUCUCUCGUACCCUGAUCGAGCGACGAGAGAUGCUUGAUGAGUACUUUUCGAUGAAGGUCAGUGAAGAGGGAGAGCUGCUUACGCUCCCGCUACUAUUGAAGGGCUAUGUGCCAGCGCUGGCGAAGCUUCCGCGCUUCCUCCUCCGUUUGGGCCCGUAUGUGGACUGGACAGGUGAGGAGGAGUGUUUUCGCACGUUUAUGCGCGAGCUGGCUGCCUUUUAUACACCGGAGCAACUCCCCGUUCUCCCGUCGCCACCAUCAAACGAUCGGCUGGCCAGUCUGACUACCGAGACGGGGCAAGAGGGACCCCCACCUAAUGAAGAGGGUUCAGCUGUAGGGAAUGAGGAUCCAUUGAUCCAGGCACGCCGUGCGCAGAUGAUGAGAAUGUUGGAGUAUGCUGUAUUCCCGGCUAUACGAUCACGACUGGUUGCUACAUCACGGAUGCUGAAGGGAGUAGUGGAGGUUGCCGAUCUGAAGGGUCUUUAUAGGGUCUUUGAGCGAUGUUGA
Molecule: messenger RNA, 2283 nt
Organism: Penicillium daleae
Lineage: Eukaryota; Fungi; Ascomycota; Eurotiomycetes; Eurotiales; Aspergillaceae
Product: mismatch repair ATPase MLH1
Exons: 4
Coding region: 1-2283 (760 amino acids)
Biological process (GO): mismatch repair
Cellular component (GO): MutLalpha complex
Molecular function (GO): mismatched DNA binding; ATP binding; ATP hydrolysis activity
Source: RefSeq, a predicted model, not a curated record